AUGGCUGCCGAGCAAAAGUCUGCGGUUAUCCCGCCCAAGCAGGCGAAGACCGAUUAUCCGCUCAUUGAUUCUGACCCGCACAUUCGCCGAGUGUUUGGAUACGCGAGACCGUCCGACUAUGCUGUUGCUGGUGGGCUGGGUGCGGCUUCUCCUCUUGCGUUCUGGGUUAUGGAGAGAGUGAGCCCGUCGCACGUUGGGCGGGGAGGCUUCGCACCCGUGAUGCGCCUGGCAACGGCAGUUGGUAUUAUUGGAGGUCUCCACAUCCUCUACCAGAGGUCUUGCAACCGCUUCUAUGGCUUUACGGAGAACACGAGAGAGGUGGAAAUGGAUAUGCGGGAGAUGGUUGACAAGGUUAAAAAGGGCGAGCCUCUAUACGGCACUUCACAAGUAUCCCCAUACUUGCAGGGGGUAGCUGCUCAGAACUCGCGCUAUGCGCAGCUAUUCUCUCACAUCAUCCCGUGGCCCAACCUGGUCAACCAUGACCGACACGGUGUCGAUACCGCCAAAUACUACCAGCAAGCGGAGAGGGAACUUGAGGCUGAGCGUCUCUCAAAACUCGGGUCUCCUUGA
Molecule: messenger RNA, 570 nt
Organism: Aspergillus calidoustus
Lineage: Eukaryota; Fungi; Ascomycota; Eurotiomycetes; Eurotiales; Aspergillaceae
Source: the annotation of a GenBank genome assembly